Messenger RNA from Zygosaccharomyces rouxii, 1284 nucleotides. RefSeq names its product 2-(3-amino-3-carboxypropyl)histidine synthase (gene DPH1). The record is from RefSeq and is a predicted model, not a curated record. Lineage: Eukaryota; Fungi; Ascomycota; Saccharomycetes; Saccharomycetales; Saccharomycetaceae. Bases 1 to 1284 code for a protein of 427 amino acids. Gene Ontology annotation, biological process: protein histidyl modification to diphthamide. The transcript has a single exon. Gene Ontology annotation, molecular function: 2-(3-amino-3-carboxypropyl)histidine synthase activity.
AUGAGUACUGAGAAGCCUGCGGUCCCAAAAAGAAGAUUUGUUGGUGCUAGGAAGAUUGUUGGUAAUAAAGAAUCUGUGGUCACUAAAGAUGUUUCUGCCGUUACCCACAAGCCAAGGUCAAAGGUGAGUGUUGGCAGGGCUAUCAAUCACAUUCCAGAUGAAAUCAUGAAUGAUAAGGAGCUGAAUGAAGCCAUAAAAGUUUUGCCUUCCAAUUACAAUUUCGAAAUUCACAAGACCGUUUGGAAUAUCAAGAAGCACAAUGCUAAGAGAGUAGCACUACAGAUGCCCGAAGGUCUAUUGAUUUAUUCGCUGGUGAUAAGUGAUAUUCUAGAACAGUUUUGUGGUGUGCAAACCGUUGUGAUGGGUGAUGUCUCCUACGGUGCUUGUUGUAUUGAUGAUUAUACCGCUAGAGCAUUGGAAUGUGACUUCAUUGUUCAUUAUGCACAUUCAUGUUUGGUACCGAUAGAUGUCACUAAAAUUAAAGUUCUUUAUAUCUUCGUUACCAUCAACAUUGAAGAACAACACAUCAUGAGGACGCUGCAGAAAAAUUUCCCCAAGGGUUCUCGACUGGCAACAUUUGGUACCAUUCAAUUCAAUCCUACAAUUCAUAGUUUAAAGGAUAAAUUGUUGAACGAUGAGGAUCACAUGCUGUAUCUAAUUCCUCCUCAGAUCAAGCCAUUGUCCAAAGGUGAAGUUUUGGGGUGUACUUCAGAGAGACUUAAUAAGGAACAGAUUGAUGCCAUGGUUUACAUUGGUGAUGGUAGGUUCCAUUUGGAAUCUGCUAUGAUCCAUAAUCCUGAUAUACCGGCUUACAGAUAUGAUCCAUACAGCAGAAAAUUUACUCGUGAGUAUUAUGAACAGAAGGAAUUGGUUAAGUUGAGGUCAGACGCUGUGGAAGCGGCUAGCAAGGGUAAGACUUUUGGAUUGAUUUUAGGUGCAUUAGGUAGACAAGGUAAUCUGGCAACCGUACAAAAUUUAGAAAAAAGUCUUACAGCGGCUGGUAAAACUGUAGUUAAAAUUAUCCUUAGUGAGAUUUUUCCUCAAAAGCUUUCGAUGUUUGAGAACGUCGAUGUAUUUGUUCAAGUAGCAUGCCCCAGAUUAUCCAUCGAUUGGGGGUAUGCAUUUAAUAAGCCUCUAUUGACGCCUUAUGAAGCUAACGUUAUGCUUCAAAGGGAUAUAGGAUUUAAUCAGGAUUAUUACCCAAUGGAUUAUUACGAGGUUAACGGUUAUGGUCGCGGUAAGAUUCCUGCACACGCUAUUCACAAGGAACAAGACGUACAAUAA